AUGGAAGUAGCAAACACUGUUGUGGUUUUCAGUUGCUUUGGCCAGUAUUUUUGUCUACAUUUUGAAGCUUUCCAGCUUGGGAUGGCUCCUGUCUACGUAGCAUUCUUGCGGUUCAUGGGCGAUGAUAAUGAGGCAAAGAACUACAGCUACAGUCUAGAAGUGGGUGGAAAUGGGAGGAAGAUGAUUUGGCAGGGGGUGCCGCGUAGCAUUAGGGAUAGUCACCGGAAGGUUCGUGACAGUUUCGAUGGUCUCAUCAUUCAACGUAACAUGGCUCUCUUCUUCUCAGGGGGAGACCGGAAGGAGUUGAAGCUUAGGGUGACUGGAAGGAUAUGGAAGGAACAGUGA
Prunus mume (Japanese apricot) is the source of this 345-nucleotide messenger RNA. The record is from RefSeq and is a predicted model, not a curated record. NCBI's taxonomy places the organism in Eukaryota, Viridiplantae, Streptophyta, Magnoliopsida, Rosales, Rosaceae.